UAAUGAGGUCUGGCCAUCGACUUCUGUUGGCAACAAAAAAGCGAACGACUAUAUAUGACAGGAUCAUCUCCGUUCCCUGGCGUCGGCUCACUCCUAUAUCAACGUUUCCACCUACUCCGGUGUAUCGACGACGGUGAUACCUUCUCCCUAGUUGUUGCAAUUCACCAAGCUUCGUCGCGUGAGUAAAUCCUUCAACUCUCUCUGAUCAGAUCUAGGGUUUGAGUUCUGCCUCAAUUUUUUAUACAUAAUCCGUAGAAAAGAAGGGAAAUCAACUGUUUGGGUGCAUCCAGAUUUUCAUCCUCUAAAGGAUUUUCAACAUCACCAAGGUAGAAUAUGGGUGUGGUACCAAAUAAUAUCGACAUGGAGGAAGGAACACUGGAAAUUGGCAUGGAAUAUAGAACUGUCUCUGGAGUUGCUGGACCGUUGGUUAUUCUCGAGAAAGUUAAGGGACCCAAGUAUCAAGAGAUUGUGAACAUUCGUUUAGGAGAUGGAACAACCCGACGUGGUCAAGUUCUUGAGGUUGAUGGGGAGAAAGCUGUUGUUCAGGUUUUUGAAGGAACAUCUGGAAUUGACAACAAAUUCACUACUGUGCAAUUUACAGGGGAGGUUUUGAAAACUCCUGUCUCAUUGGACAUGCUUGGUCGUAUAUUCAAUGGUUCUGGGAAGCCCAUUGACAAUGGUCCCCCUAUUUUGCCUGAGGCUUACUUGGAUAUUUCUGGGAGUUCUAUCAAUCCUAGUGAGCGAACCUAUCCUGAAGAGAUGAUACAGACAGGAAUUUCAACGAUUGAUGUUAUGAAUUCUAUUGCUAGAGGACAGAAAAUUCCUCUUUUUUCCGCCGCUGGUCUUCCCCAUAAUGAAAUAGCUGCUCAGAUCUGUCGUCAGGCUGGUUUGGUGAAGCGGUUGGAGAAAACUGGAAGUCUUCUUGAGGAUGGGGAAGAGGACAAUUUUGCCAUUGUGUUUGCAGCUAUGGGAGUCAACAUGGAGACAGCACAGUUUUUCAAACGUGAUUUUGAGGAAAAUGGGUCUAUGGAGAGAGUGACCCUUUUUCUAAACUUGGCCAAUGACCCUACAAUAGAACGUAUUAUUACUCCUCGGAUUGCUCUGACUACUGCAGAAUAUUUGGCAUAUGAAUGUGGGAAGCAUGUUCUUGUCAUAUUAACAGAUAUGAGUUCUUAUGCCGAUGCUCUUCGUGAGGUAUCUGCUGCCCGCGAGGAAGUGCCUGGACGGCGUGGGUAUCCUGGGUAUAUGUAUACUGAUCUGGCAACAAUCUAUGAACGUGCUGGACGAAUUGAAGGGCGAAAGGGCUCCAUCACACAAAUUCCUAUUUUGACUAUGCCCAAUGAUGACAUCACACAUCCUACUCCGGAUCUUACGGGUUAUAUUACUGAAGGACAGAUAUAUAUUGACAGGCUACUUUAUAAUCGUCAGAUAUACCCACCAAUUAACGUUCUUCCAUCCUUGUCUCGUUUGAUGAAGAGUGCCAUUGGUGAGGGGAUGACUCGCAGGGAUCACGCUGAUGUGUCCAACCAGCUAUAUGCAAAUUAUGCAAUUGGAAAGGAUGUCCAGGCAAUGAAAGCUGUUGUUGGAGAAGAAGCGCUCUCUUCCGAGGACCUGCUAUAUUUAGAGUUUCUGGACAAAUUUGAGAGGAAGUUUGUCGCCCAAGGAGCCUAUGACACCCGCAACAUUUUCCAAUCACUUGAUUUGGCAUGGACACUCCUUCGGAUCUUCCCUCGUGAGCUUCUGCAUCGUAUUCCAGCAAAAACUCUUGAUCAGUAUUACAGUCGGGAUACAGCUAGUUGAUGGUGGGAAACAAGCUUUCUGUACCUUCUCCUGUUUGAUCGCUUUGGGAUGAGAUUUAUGUAUGUUUUUUGCUGUACUCCUCCUUUUGCUGCCCAGCCUCUAUCCAGCUCAAAUAAUAAAGGUUGUGUUCUUCUUAGUGAGUCCCUUAAAGCCAAAGCUCUCCGGCUUUUAG
Ilex paraguariensis (yerba mate) is the source of this 1972-nucleotide messenger RNA. NCBI's taxonomy places the organism in Eukaryota, Viridiplantae, Streptophyta, Magnoliopsida, Aquifoliales, Aquifoliaceae. The record is from the annotation of a GenBank genome assembly.